UUUGCCUUAUUUUUGUGAAACCGGCAGUCACUCAGGUAUACAAUUUCGAUUCAGAAUGGCAUUGAAAAGAUUGUAAAGUUUCAAUUUUUUGAAAACAUGGACAAAUGUUAACACAGCAGUGACGUUUCUCAUUAAAGAAAUAGAAACGAGACAAUUUGCAAAUAUGAGAAGAAGCUUAUGGGACAAACUUGUCUAGAGUGUUCCAUUCGAAAGUGUCAGAGAUGUUAAACGAAAGUUGAGAAAAAAAAACUAAAUUGCAUGGACUUACAGAUGUAAUGGAGAGGUUUUCUAUACCCGCAGUGUCCAUUUGCCUGUAAACUCGUGGAAAUGAGGUGCGAAUCGAUCAUCAGUUUAUUUCUGUAUUACAGAACAACCUGACGGAAGAAUACAAAAUUAGACCAUUUUCAAACUCUGUCAUCGUUUAAGAAAAACAUGCACAAAAGAUGUUCGCUCACAACGCGGUUUGUGGGAUAUUUUAAGAAGUCUAACGACAAAAAUACAACUGCCUACUGCAAACCUGUUUCGGAACAUAGAAGAUGCAGGCCAUAACGAGAGACUCGUACAUACAAGACAUUAAAGACAGUAGAUUGAUGUCAACGGAAUUAGCAGAUAUAGGAUAUAGUGAUCGUUACAGAAAAAAACAAAGAGAGUUGAUAUUAAUACUGAGCGAAUGUCACAACAUAAUCCAAAGUGUGCUGAACAAUGGAAACAAAAUAUCUGCUUUUACAGUUGGAAGCAAGAUAGAAGGUACUUCCCUAAAAGACUCAGACUAUGAUAUUCUGUUCGGACCAUCAGCUGAAUAUGUUGCUGCCAUAUGCAGUCCUAAUGAAGAGUUAGAAGGUCGUUUAAACAUUCUGAUUGUCAAAAAUGAUAUAUCACCGCCUGGCCAUGCGUGGUUAAAACUACUUAAGAAUCCCACACUGCCGAUAUCUGUUACGAAAAUUGACUGCCUUGAAAAUGAGGAAUUGUGCAGGAUCUUAAUCCAGAAUGAAUUAUUUGGUCAAAUUUACGUCAGCUUGGAAGGAGUUCCAGAUGUAGACCAACAACUGCUUUUUACGUGGCCUGGUACUCUCUUUAUAGACGACAUUGAUCUGAUGUUUUAUAUCCCAAAUAGUCUGUUUACAUUAAUUGGAAGUCAAUUGUGGGCCAGUAAGGCAUCAAGAUCGGGGCCCUCUUUCUCUGAUAGUGAUACAGAUCUUGUCCGUGCGAUAUUUUGCGACAAUGUUUACCCUAGGGAUCAAGACCCGAUAACUAUUGGAGGAAACCUCUACGGUAAUCUUCAAGUACCAAAGGAACAUCCAUGCAAUUUUGUCCCUGUUGGUCACCCUGAAAGCAAAGAUGCGAUGUUGGAAUGGCGAAUUUCGUACAAUUUGACCGAGAGAGACAUCAUUCUUGGUCUGAACACUACACAAAUUCAUACGUACGUUGUGUUAAAAAUGUUACAGAGAAGCUGUUUUAAACACUUUUCUGGGAAUACUUUCACAAGUUAUCAUUGUAAGACAUCUUUGUAUCACACAAUCGCUUCCAAUGUGACAACAAUUUGGAUGGAGGAUAAUCUGAUUAACUGCGUUCGACAAUGUUUGAAGAUAAUCCGAAUGUUUUUAAAGAAGAAAUUUUGUCCACAUUUCUUUAACAAGGCAUUUAACAUUUUCAGUGGAAAACUGCCAAGGUGCGGCGAACAUUGGAGCACCUUGAUUGCAUUGGUUGAUUGUUUGGUAGACGACCCGAAAAUAUAUUUUCAAUGUCUCGAAGAAGAACAAAUAAAACUAAAUCGAACGCCAGGUUUGCCAAUCGAAACUGAAGACUUCGUUUUGAGAUGCAUAACACUUGUGGAACAAUUAAACAAACACAUCGUGCAUCCUUAUAUUCCUUUCGAAAGCUGUGCUUCAAUCAUAAGGCUAGAUGACAUUCGAAAAACGCGUAUGAUGUAUAAAACGCUUCAAAAGAAUAUAGGAUAUCAGAUCGAACGUGCUUCGUCUGGUCAGCGAAAGGAAUGCGCCGACGUCGUACUCUCAUUGGUGAAAGUAAGACACUAUUUGCUUUCAGCGGCAUACUUGUUAGAACAAGGUAAACCACUUAAAAAUACCUUGCCGAAUAAUAUUCUACCCGACGCAUUGUCACAGGACUUGCAAAUGUCCUCUCUCCUGUUUGUGUGCAAAAAAUAUGAUCAGUGCCGAUUGUGUUUAGACCGUGUUUUCUUAAAAAUUGCCACUGACCCAAUGUUCUUUGUUCAGUUUGUUAACAGGGGUCGUUGUUUACUAAGAAUUGACAUGGAAGUAUUCUUAAAAAGAUACAAUGGACCACUUCCAAUCACUAACAUUUCCGCAUGGACAUUUAUAAAACGUCAUGUCUCAUUGCAAGUUAUAUUCCUCGUGCAUGAACUUCGUCUUUUACAUCCACUGCUGCGGUUUGAAGCCUACAGGUUUCUGUUUGAAGAUAGGAGAAAUAUGUGUAGAGUUGACGACGAGUGGUUUUGUGUUGUUCGUUUGGAUUCCAUUCCAUUUCUGUUCUUUAUGCAGUACCUUGUCUACAAAGAAUUAGGACUUGAGGAACAGAAAUACGAGGCUCUCGUGCGUUUGGAAUUGUGCAUUGACUAUUCCUCUAUGUCAGAUCGACAUAUCGCAAUGAAUAUGUUUGGUAUCUGCUGCGAGUUGGAAUGGAAUUAUAUUAAAGCGGUUCACUACUACGCACGAUCAUUAAAAAUGCAGCCUCGAUUCAACGCUGCAAAAUGCCAUAUCGCGCUCUUAGUGUGGAAAAUAUGGGUGAAGCACAAUGUAGAAUUAGUGCAAGCUGGUAUAUUACAAAGCGUGUUGAGCAACGUUGACUAGAUUUUUCCUUGCUUGUUAUCACAGGUAAGUGGAUAAUAAACCAAGGAAAAUUGGGUUGGGGGUAUGUAAGGCUUCGUAGUGUGUUAUGUUGAACAAAAUGUUUAUGCAUGGUGUUGUAUUUUAAGAGCAGAAUAAACAACGUUCAGUACUGCAAAUGAGAAUGAAACGAAAAGAAGCUUAUCCAUGUUAGCUAUGGAUUUGGGUUAACACAAAUCGACCUAAAGUAAUAACAAUGGUACAUGGUAUUGUUAGCGAGGACAGUUACAGAAAUGAACAAAGAAAUGAACGUAAAUAAUAGACCUGAUCUUGUUAGCGAUUGAAAUGGGUGAAUUGAAAAUGAGAAUAUAAAUAAUGAUGGAUUUGAAAGUGGUUGAAGUCAGUACAAAGAAAAUGACUAAAAAUGAUAACAAUCACGUUUUGGCUAAGGAUCAUUAACAACGGAUCAUCGUAAUUCUCUCUUUUUAAAGCAACCUAAUAUGAACUCAACAGGAUGCAUAGCUCGUAUGAUGAACAUUUAGUUACAGAAGUUUCAACUCUUAAACUUUUUUAAGCUUUUAUUUUUGGGAUGCAUGAAUAUUUAUUAUGAAGUUCAUUGUGAAUUUUUUUUAUAUGAUUAUGUGCCAUUAUACUGUUUGAUUUUUCGACACAGAAAUAAUAUAUUACAAAGUCUGAAUAUUAAAUAUACUUUAACUUUAUAGAUUUCCUUUGACAUACAUUUGAAAGAGUUACCACUGACAGAAGAGUGUAUCUUUAUUGCAAAUUGUUAUCUUUAAAAGAUAUAGAUGUAUUGUUUGUAUCUCGUUUCAUUGUGAACUGGUAUAUUGUUAUGAAAAUAUGUCUUUAAUAUUGUA
Mya arenaria is the source of this 3679-nucleotide messenger RNA. RefSeq lists its product as uncharacterized. The coding region runs from base 537 to 2828 and encodes 763 amino acids. The transcript is spliced from 4 exons. The record is from RefSeq and is a predicted model, not a curated record. Lineage: Eukaryota; Metazoa; Mollusca; Bivalvia; Myida; Myidae.